This is a messenger RNA of Zonotrichia leucophrys gambelii, 3323 nucleotides long. RefSeq names its product angel homolog 2 (gene ANGEL2). Gene Ontology annotation, molecular function: mRNA 3'-UTR binding; 3'-5'-RNA exonuclease activity. The record is from RefSeq and is a predicted model, not a curated record. Lineage: Eukaryota; Metazoa; Chordata; Aves; Passeriformes; Passerellidae. Bases 1032 to 2714 code for a protein of 560 amino acids. The transcript has 9 exons. Gene Ontology annotation, biological process: 3'-UTR-mediated mRNA stabilization.
CGUGCUGCUGCCGGGGUGGGGGCGCCGGGGUUGGGAGGGAGCAGUUUCUCAGUGCUUUCCUGUAAAACAUGUGUUUCAGGUUUUUUUUUGUAAAGGAGUGAUGCCUCUGUUUGCUCCACAGUAAUGCUGUGGUGUCCGGGGGGGAGUUUUGUUUUUGUCUCUGUCGUACUACAUCUGGUGCGCUAUGGCGGAAAAGGUUAUUUGAGGACAAGCGGGGUUUGCUGAAAGUUGUGUUAGCGAUUAGAGGGUGUCCAAAGGAGGACUACGAAGAUGGUGAAAAGCCUUGAGGGGAAUCUGUGUGAGGAGCGGUCGAGGUUAUUUUCAGCCUGGAGGAGACUGAGGGAGACCUCGUGGCAGUCUGCAACUCCCUUAGGAAGGGAAGAGGAGGGGCAGGCUCAGGUCUGUGCUCUGUGGUGCCAGUGACAGGACCAAGGGAAUGGCCUGAAGCUGUGUCAGGGCAGGGUUAGGCUGGGCAUUAGAGAAGGAUUCCUCACCCAGAGGGUGGCUGGGCGCUGGAGCAGCUUCCCCAGGGAACAGCACCAGGCAGCCUGGCAGAGUUCAGGGAGCCUUUGGACAAAGCUCUCAGGCACAUGGUGUGGCUCUCAGGGUGUCCUGUGCAGGGCCAGGGCUUGGACUCAACGAUCCUUGUGGGUCUCUUCCGACUCAGCAUGUUCUGUGAUUCAGUGAUUCUGUAUUUCGGCUUAUUUCCUGGGCUGAAUGGCAGCUGGGAGGUUCUCACUUCUGCGCAACUUCAACAUACCAAGUUUUGAUAUCUUUUGCUUAUAGGCUCAAAAUACACCUUAUUUAAGCAGUGAGGAAUCUGAGACAUCAUUGUUACUCAGCCUACCUUCCUGUGAUUUUGUUGAGAGACAGAUUUCUUUCUUCUAAAGAAAAAAAAAGAGAAAAAAACCCCCACCUUUUUCAUGGCUUUAGUUGCUAAGCUGAGAUUUGCUCUCCUGGAAAAGAACUCUCUACAGGCAGAUGUAGCUGUGUGCUAGCAAUGACACUUGUGCUUUUUUGGUAGACACUCCAUGCUGCCCCGCCAUGUGCAGAGGCUGGGCAGAGACUGGAUCACCCACUGGAAUGGCUCCCAGAUCCUGGCCUUGAACAGCCCAGUCUCCAGCUGGAUGAGAUGGGCCGGACACUAUCCUCCCUGGGCCUCCUUUCCACUCCCCGUUUCAGCUGAUUUUUCAGCAAACUGGAGAUUCCCUCCAUUUUUUGGGCCUUGGAGACAAUUUCAGAACUCUCAUUGGCAUCUUGAUAACUACACACAAAGUUGUUGCUUUCACCUCCCCAACCCCAGUAUGAAAUCUGAGGGAGAAGAACCAUUGACAAAGAAGAGAAAACUCAGUGGCCAGGAUGAUACUGCAGCUCCUGAACAACAAACAGACUUGUCUAAUCAGAAGGAAGUAUGUUGUCUUUCUGUAGCACAGAAUGAAGAAAAACAUGGCAGCAAGAAAGGAACCAUCAAAAGACACUGGGAAUAUUAUUGUCAGCAGAGUAAAACAAUGAAAAUAGCUAAAAAUAAAGGAUCUGACCAAAGCAGCACAGGAAGUGAGGCAACAUUUGAUUUUACAGUCAUGUCCUACAACAUUCUCUCACAGACUUUGUUGGAAGGCAACUCUCACCUGUACAGGCACUGCAGGCAGCGAUUGCUAUUCUGGACAUACAGAUUUCCCAACAUCUUACAAGAAAUCAAAGAGCUGGAUGCAGAUGUGCUCUGCUUACAGGAAGUCCAAGAAGACCACUACAGAACAGAGAUUAAGUCAAGUCUGGAAUCCCUGGGGUAUCACUGUGAGUAUAAAAUGAGGACAGGCAGAAAACCUGAUGGCUGUGCCAUUUGCUUCAAAACUUCCAAAUUCAGCCUGAUUUCCUCAAACCCAGUGGAAUUUUUUCGCCAUGAUAUCCCACUCUUGGACAGGGACAACGUUGGACUGGUGUUGCUGCUGCAGCCCAGAUUUCACUGCAAAGCCAGUGCUGCCAUCUGUAUUGCCAAUACACACCUGCUGUACAACCCAAGGAGAGGGGACAUCAAACUGACCCAGCUUGCAAUGCUCCUGGCAGAGAUUGCCAGUGUUGCCCCUCAGAAGGAUGGCUCUUUCUGCCCAAUUAUCAUCUGUGGGGACUUCAAUUCUGUUCCUGGCUCUCCAUUGUACAGAUUUAUAAAGGAAGGAAAGUUAAAUUAUGAAGGACUUGCUAUAGGGAAGGUCUCUGGACAAGAACAAUUUCCAAGGGGACAAAGAAUCUUAUCUAUUCCAAUUUGGCCCAAAAAAUUAGGUAUUUCACAAAACUGUGUAUAUGAAAUAAAACAGCAACAAAAGGAAGAAAAUGCAGGAGAAAAAUUGGAAACAGAAAAACCAGACAACACUCAGGAGACUGUAAUAGCAUCUAAAAAGUCGUCUUCAAAAUUGCGGCACCAUUUUAAAUUGUCUUCGGUGUAUUCUCAUUACUUCCCUGAAACUGGGAUUCCAGAAGUGACAACUUGUCAUUCCCGAAGUGCUGUCACCGUGGAUUAUAUCUUCUAUUCUGCAGCAAAAGAUGAUACUGCUGACCAGCCAGGAGCAGAGGAUUCUUCUUGUGGAGGUCUGAAACUUCUUGGCAGGCUGGCACUUGUAACAGAGAAAGAUCUUUGGACUGUUAAUGGUCUUCCCAAUGAAAAGAACUCUUCUGACCACCUGCCACUGCUAGCAAAGUUCAGGCUUAUUGAACGGUAAUAUCCAAAGGACUUCUCUCUCAUGGGAUGAUUAUUAUUAUUUUUUUAAAAUUCAAGCACUGCUGGUCCAGUUUAAAUAAGUUUGCCUGCAUGCUGAUUUAUUAGUGUUGUGUGAAGUAGACUUUCUAAAGGGACUUUUUUUUAAAAAAAGAUGGUUAAUUUACUUUACCAAAUCUUUUAGGGAGAAAAAGGAUUUUACAUUAGCUUCCUCUUUGAUAAAGGAAAACAUCUGUGCCAGACUCCAAAUGGCAUUAUUUUUCAUGAAUAUGUUGUAAAUGAUUUUUAUUGUAAAUCACAGUAAAAAGGACUAUUCUGAGAACUGUGUGUUUCUUCAAGCAGAGGUGAACAUGUCUUUGUGCCUGCAGCAUUUUAAAAUGAGUUCAAAAUAAUGUUUUACUGUAAAGGUGCUUUGUGGUCACUUCCAUCUUAACACUUCUGCAAAUGAAUUUACUCAGUGUUGUCAGUGCAGAGGCUGCAAGAUUGAACUUUCAAAGGAAGAAAGGCAAAUACUUAUGCUUUAAGAAUUUGCUGCUUAAAAUUCUAAGGGCAUAAAUAUAGGUAGCAUUCACUGAAAUAUUUUUUAAAAUAUCUGAAAUAAAGCUAAGCUUAA